Messenger RNA from Oncorhynchus kisutch (coho salmon), 3575 nucleotides. RefSeq names its product gastrula zinc finger protein XlCGF57.1-like. Gene Ontology annotation, molecular function: RNA polymerase II cis-regulatory region sequence-specific DNA binding; DNA-binding transcription factor activity. NCBI's taxonomy places the organism in Eukaryota, Metazoa, Chordata, Actinopteri, Salmoniformes, Salmonidae. The record is from RefSeq and is a predicted model, not a curated record. Bases 235 to 1779 code for a protein of 514 amino acids. The transcript has 2 exons. Gene Ontology annotation, biological process: regulation of transcription by RNA polymerase II.
CUUCUUUCAGCAGCAGCAACAACAGUUAGUCAGCCACCUCGGUAGCUUGUUAGACAAAACAGCCGAACCAAUAAAGCUCUUUAGACUCUUUCGUGUAUAUUAGCCACUGUGUUUUAAACCUACUUCUGUCGUCUACGUAGUUAUCCGAUUUAAGUACAUAUUUACGGUGUUGUUAUUAUUCAGCUAGCGUGCUGGUUAAGUUAGCAUUAGCCUAGCUAGCUAACAUCCCCGACCAUGCGGUCACUAAGCUACUCUCCUUCUAAAGAGGAGGAAGAUAUCACAGUAAAACAAGAAGUAAAGGGUGAGGCCGUUACUGUGAAAGAAGAGGAAGACGCGUUCAGUGUGAAAGAGGAGGAGGAUGUUACAGUAAAAGGAGAGGAAGAUGCAGUUUAUGGCGUGAAAGAGGAGGAGGAUGAGAUGACUGUUACACCGAAAAGGGAGGAGGACGAAGAUGAGGAAACUGGAUAUCUGAGCCCGGUUUCCCAAACGCGUCUUAAGGCAUCCAAUGGUUCUAACGAUGAAUUUAGCCAUAAGAUGGUUUUGAGAAACCGUUCCCUGAUUAACACUAGAGAGAGACGUGACUAUCGUGGACCCUCUGGGGAGCCUCAACAACCUCAUGAUGCUGACGAGGCAGAGAAGAGUCUCUCCAGAUCAGAACUCCUCAAGAAACACCAGCAGAGACCCACAGGGAAGAUAAAUCACCGCUCUGACUAUGGGAAGAGAUUCACCUCAUCAGCAGGCAUUAAAAUGCAUCAGAGAAUCCACACAGUAGAGAAACGUUAUUGCUGUACUCAAUGUGGGAAGAGUGUUGAUACAUCUAGCCAUCUUAUUGUACACCAAAGAACACACACAGGAGAGAAACCUUAUAGCUGUGAUCAAUGUGGGAAGAGUUUUAUUCAGCUAAGCAACCUGAUAUCACACCAGAGAAUACACACGGGAGAGAAACCGUAUAGCUGUGAUGAAUGUGGGAAGAGUUUUACUCACAUAGGCACUCUGAUAUCACACCGGAGAGUACACACAGGAGAGAAACCAUAUAGCUGUGAUGAAUGUGGGAAGAGUUUUGCUUUUUCGAAUAAUCUGACUCUUCACCAGAGAACACACACAGGAGAGAAACCUUAUAGCUGUACUCAAUGUGGGAAGAGUUAUACUCAUUCAACCAGCCUGAUAUCACACCAGAGAACACACACGGGAGAGAAACAGUAUAUCUGUGAUCAAUGUGGAAAGAGUUUUACUCAGCUAAGAAGCCUGGUAACACACCAGAGAACACACACAGGAGAGAGACCGUAUAGCUGUGAUGAAUGUGGGAAGAGUUUUGCUAGUUCCCGCAAUCUGACUCUUCACCAGAGAACACACACAGGAGAGAAACCCUAUAGCUGUACUCAAUGUGGGAAGUUUUUUUAUACAUCUAGCCUUCUGAAGACACACCAGAGAAGACACACAGGAGAGAAAUCUUAUAGCUGUACUGUAUGUGGGAAGAGUUUUGUUCAAUCUGGGGAACUGAAGAUUCACCGGAGAACACACACAGGAGAGAAACCGUAUAGCUGUAGUCAAUGUGGGAAGAGUUUUACUCAGCGAAAUGGCCUGAUAUCGCACCAGAGAACACACACAGGAGAGAAACCUUAUAGCUGUGAUCAAUGUGGGAAGAGUUUUGUUCAGUCUAGCUCUCUGAAGAUACACCAGAGAACACACACAGGAGAGAAACCUCAUAGCUGUGAUCAGUGUGACAAGAGAUACUCUGAAAAAAGAUCUCUGAUCAAACAUCAGAAAAUACAUGCAUGAAAGAUUUGUGUCAUGGUAUCAAUGAAAUGAUUUCACAAUGUAGAAUGUUUUAACAUUGUAGUAGGAGUAUUUUAAUGAUGUCACAAUGUAGAACCCUAAACGUUUGCCCCCUGUUCUAUUGAUUUCAGCAUGAUGUGGAUAUUAGCCUCAGGUGGGAAAUCCAGUUCUGAAAUGGAAGAGUAUUAUUUAUGAGAUUUAAGAAAAAGUGACGAACAAAAAGAGUCGUUACACUUACCACGUUGGUGACCCACUUGAGUCAAAAUGCAACACUUCAAAAUGUGGCGAGCUGUUUUCUACCAAUUGUCCUCUAACCAGGGAUGUACACAUUAUUCCCAGAUUCCGUGUGGUUUUUGAGCUGUUAGUUUUAACAGGGCGUGCAACCUCAUCUCCCUCUUCUCGGCACAAUUGAUUUCAACAUGAUAUUGAUGAGUUAUGAGAAAUAAGUGUUGCGUUCCUUUGUUUAGUGACACCUACAUUUAAAUGCAUCUCUCCAAAAUGUAGCUGACUGUCUUCUGCAGGUUGUGCUCUAACCAGGGAGCUAAAAGAUAUCUCCCAUUUCCAUGUGUUUUUUUUAGAUGUUAGUUUCAACAGCAAGUACAAUCUGAUCUCCCCCCUAAUCGAUAUCAGUGAUUUAUUGCUACUUGUCAAAACAACAUAAUUUUUGGUGCUUGUGUCCAUGGUGAGGACAACUUAGUUUCUGAUUGUCUCAAGAUUGGGCAGUCAAAAAUAUUUGUGUUUUCUAUUUAGCCAGUGCGGUCCAUGGAUCACAAAUUAUUUUUUGACUUUCCGUAUUAGAGAUGAGUUAUGUUCCAAGGGGACGAGAGUUCAAGAAGCAAGUGAGUUUUAGGAAGGGAAAAAAUACGUUUUUAAUUGUUGCCUGCCAGUAGACACCAUGUUAAUAUUGUAGAAGGUGAAGCAUUGUAAUUGAUUAUAAUGUGAAAUGGAAGUUGUUUUCUGUUGGUGGUGCGCAUUCUUUUAAGGUGUCAGUAUGUGUUACACCUGUGCUGGCUUGUCCAUCUCAUUAGGGGGAAGGUGUAUCACCUGAGCUGGUCCAGGUUCUAUUUAAGAGUGUCUGGCCCAGUGCUCCAGUUGUCUUGACAGAUGUGGAGUGUAAACACCUUUGGUUGCUCCACCUUUGUUUUGGUUUUUCUUCUGUUUGCCUCUUCUUGGGCAGAUUUAGUGGGUCUCAUGGUGGGUGACUUUUGUGUCCCAGUUGUUGUUACUAGUCAACUUUCAGUGGACACUGAGAGCAAAACUGCAACAUUAUGUUAUAAUACUUUUAUUGGCUCAAAUGGUUGUUUUAUGCAACAGAAUAGAGUGUUCUUAGAACUAUUGUGUCUGUGUGUUCUACUGAAGAUGGGCCUCUGGGAGAUAACACUGACAGGAAAUGUACAAUGUCUUUUGGGUGAUAAAACCUAAAGAGACCGCAUUCCAGAGCAUGAGUUAAUGUUUCUGUUCUAUAUGGUACCAGGGAGAGAUGACCCCAGGACCAGACCCCUGGUCUCUACACAAAAAGUAGUGCUUUUACAGCAGAUACUCUGCUGCGAAUUAUAAGGAUCUUACAUACAAAGCUUAACCUUGUGACACUUUCUACAUGUCUAUUGUUGGUCAUGUAGGUUGUAUCUUGGCUAUAAAAGACCUUUGUACUUUUGUGUCGUGGCUCUCAAUUAAUCAUCUGGGGGUGAUUUGUUGACCCGCCAUCAUUAUCGUAGAGCACUCAAUUGGUUCACUUUAUAUGUGUGCGUUGUAUUGACCUGCUCCCUUAUAAGUGAAUAAAUAUUUAAAUUUAACUCUGA